Pantherophis guttatus is the source of this 2100-nucleotide messenger RNA. RefSeq names its product macrophage receptor with collagenous structure (gene MARCO). The record is from RefSeq and is a predicted model, not a curated record. Gene Ontology annotation, cellular component: membrane; extracellular matrix. Lineage: Eukaryota; Metazoa; Chordata; Lepidosauria; Squamata; Colubridae.
UAUUCACCAGCCCAUGCUUAGACUUUUUUGGAGGAAGUACAAAAGGCAGUGUGCUAGGAAUUUUUUUCUUUUCUUUUUUGCAAGUCUAGUAAAAAUAAAAUCCAGCCAAUGGCAAGCGUUCUUGUAACAAAAUGUAUUUCCAGGAGAUCCUGAUAGGAUUACAGUUUACAGUAAAACUUUGAUCAUGAACAACUUAAAUAGCUUCAUUGAUGAUGAAUUCAAAGACAACAAAACAUUCUCAUUGUCAGAUAAGAUGACUUUUUCUGGACUCACACCAUUUGAAAUUAGUGAACCAAACAACAAGAAAAAGACUUGCCGAUGCUGCAUUUGGUCUCUACUUAUAAUAUAUUUGGUUAUACUCACAGGAGGCAUGGGACUGUUGGCUUAUAAAGUCUCUACGAUGCACAAAAUUAUAAAUAGCAUGCAAGACGGCAGAACAGCAAAAUCAGUGUAUCAUCUUGCCAAUGCCUCCAUUGAAAUCAAUCCUCAGAGUGGUCAAGAAAACUGGAUCCACAAUUUAAAACAAGAAUUUUAUGUAAUCAAAUUGAGCAACCAACAUUUACAAUGGGAAAUGGCGAACAUUACAGAUCAAAUUAAAAGUAACAUGACUCAAGGAAUUGCAGGACCUCCUGGUCCCAAAGGAGAAACGGGAAUUCCAGGAAGAAAAGGUGACCAAGGAGAUAAAGGUGAAAAAGGAGACAUUGGUUUAACAGGAAUGAAAGGAAACCAGGGAACAAAUGGAAUCGGACUUCCUGGACCCAAAGGAGAACCUGGAGUUCCAGGAAUACAAGGAUAUGUUGGUUCCCCAGGAGAAAAGGGUGAUACAGGAGCCAUGGGACCAAUAGGGACAAAAGGAGAGCAAGGUUUACCAGGUUUAUCUGGACUAAAUGGUGAAAAGGGAUCAAAAGGGGAUCUUGGGCCUGCCGGACUAAAAGGAGAACCAGGAAUGAAAGGAGAAAUGGGGGAGAUGGGAUCUCGUGGCUUACCAGGAUCGAAAGGAGAAACUGGUGAAAGCGGAAUCAUGGGCCCAAGAGGAUUAACUGGUCAUACAGGAGAGAAGGGAGAGAAGGGAAAUCAAGGUCAGGAUGGUCCACAAGGUUUCAACGGUCCUCCUGGACUACAAGGAGAUAAAGGUGCUACUGGAAAUGUGGGUCGACCAGGAGCUCUUGGCCCAAAGGGUGAAAAAGGGGAGACAGGAGCAGCAAGUCAAGUUCCAGGCCCACGAGGACAAAAAGGUGAUCAAGGUCAAAAAGGUAGUAAGGGAGAUACAGGAUCACCAGGAGCACAAGGUUCUAAAGGUGAAAAGGGCAUCUCAGGAUUCGGUGCUUUCCUGAGACUCGUAGGACAAGACAACCGUGGCCGUGUGGAGAUUCUGCACAACGGGCAAUGGGGCACCAUCUGUGAUGAUCAUUGGGAUGUGAAUGAUGGCCAUGUGGUUUGCCGUAUGCUGGGGUUCAGUCAAGCUGUUAAUACCUUCACUGCACCUGCAGGAUCUGGACAAAUCUGGCUGGAUGACGUGCAAUGUUCAGGAAAUGAACUCUCCAUUUAUCUGUGCAGUAAACGUGAAUGGGGUGAAAACAACUGCAGUCAUAGUGAAGAUGCUGGGGUUGAGUGUGCUUAAGGCAGUUUUGCAGCACAACCUGUAAAAUAGUAUUGAAAUAAGCAUCUCAGUCUCAUCAUGUGGUGUGUAUCUUACUGAUCAGUUACCUAACGCUCAUUGUCUUCUGUUGCAUCAAUGUAUUUUUAGGUUCUUCUUUGAUCAGAGCCAAUUUUAAGGAUGUACUUGAUGUAUCUAGGCUCAUAGGUACACUGAGGAAUGUUUUUAUGUAAAAAUCCCAUAAAUUGUAUCUCCAUUCACCUGGAUGAAGGAUCUAUUGAUACAAUUGGACUUCCUGAUAAGAAGCACAUGUGGAAGAUACAUACCACAACACAAUGAAUAUCUGUCAAGUUAGAUUUCAUCUUCAAUAAAGUACAAUGGCUUUGCUAGGUUCUUCUGUAGAUAAAACAACUAAACUUCACAUCAUUGUUUUAUAAAGCAGCUGGGAUUCCAGGAAACGUUCACAGCCUUUUUCACCUGAAAUAAAACUUUACAAAAAAGAA